Messenger RNA from Spodoptera littoralis (African cotton leafworm), 912 nucleotides. NCBI's taxonomy places the organism in Eukaryota, Metazoa, Arthropoda, Insecta, Lepidoptera, Noctuidae. The record is from the annotation of a GenBank genome assembly.
AUGGACCGAGGCAGUAACUUGACGGUGCCAGCUCGUUGGGAAGACAGGAACCUUCGCAAAUACCUUAAUAAACCUGAUGUCGUGAAAGAAAGUAGGUGGAUUGGUGGUAUCUACGACUAUGGAGCCAGGUCCUGGCGGUGGGGAGGAGAUCUCCGCAAGAUGCAUUACCAAUCCUUCUCCAAGAUGAAGAAGAUGACCCCGGAGGAACUGAAGUGGUCACCUCGCAACUGCGUCGAAGCUCGUCACUACAUCUGCCAAACUAAACUGCAAAAGGUGCCAAAGGCCAAAGUGAAGGACCUGCGUCGUCGCUGGCAACGAAUGGGACAGAUCAACGAAAUCACUGCACCAAGCGUCAGUAGGGAGGUUAAUGAUCCCAUGAUGAUAAAUGACGUCACUGUGAACCCUGUACACCAUCCGAAAUCGUACGAUCUGCGCCCCAACCCCUACCCUAGAGGACAAAAGCGACACGGCACGAGGACGAACAGUCCUACCUCCAAGUAUGAUUUGAGACCGAAUGAGCUGAAGAAGCGAUCGAGGCCCAUCGUCCACCGAAGGCUCAAGAGACCGUUCCCAGGUUACACAUGGAAUCGCCGCGACCCUGAAGGCUCAUACCAACGUAACGCUGAGCUGCUCCGCUCCGGCCGCACCGGGCUCACUCCGCAGCAGGUGAACGCUCACCUCGCGCGGCUGCGACAUCUGCGAGACAAACAAGUUGCUCGGCGCAAGCGACUACGUGACGACGACUGGCUGGUGAACGAGCCCAGGCAAGCUCUCGCGCAGACCCACGCCAGGACCUACACUGUCGACAACAACAUCAGCGCCCUGCACCCCAAGACUAUCGUCGAAGAGUUCAACAUGGAGUUCCCGCACCACCCCGCUGGCCCACCCAAAUCGAACCGCAACACCGGCUAA